GCGACGCCUUCAUCUUGCCAGGGAUCUCGCUGGGUAACUUGCUCCAGAGAACUAGCACCAUGGCGUCCGGCUGCAAGAUUGGUCCGUCCAUCCUCAACAGCGACCUGGCCAGUUUAGGGGCCGAGUGCCUUCGUAUGCUGGACUCUGGGGCCGAUUAUCUGCACCUGGAUGCACCCUGCUCUUCAGGGAGGCAUUUUGUUCCCAACAUCACCUUUGGUCACCCUGUGGUAGAAAGCCUCCGAAAGCAGCUAGGCCAGGACCCUUUCUUUGACAUGCACAUGAUGGUGUCCAGGCCAGAACAGUGGGUAAAACCAAUGGCUGUAGCAGGAGCCAAUCAAUAUACUUUUCAUCUCGAGGCUACUGAGAACCCGGGGGCUUUGAUCAAAGACAUUCGGGAGAAUGGAAUGAAGGUUGGCCUUGCUAUCAAACCAGGAACUACAGUUGAGUAUUUGGCACCAUGGGCUAAUCAGAUAGAUAUGGCCUUGGUUAUGACAGUGGAACCUGGGUUUGGAGGGCAGAAAUUCAUGGACGAUAUGAUGCCAAAGGUUCACUGGUUGAGGACCCAGUUCCCGUCUUUGGACAUUGAGGUUGAUGGUGGAGUAGGUCCUGACACCAUCCAUAAAUGCGCAGAGGCAGGAGCUAACAUGAUUGUAUCUGGCAGUGCCAUUAUGAGGAGUGAAGACCCCAGAUCUGUGAUCAACCUGUUAAGAAAUGUUUGCUCAGAAGCUGCUCAGAAACGUUCUCUCGAUCGAUGAAACCACAAGGAGUCCAGUGUUUCUGCUUAUGAGAUCUCCUUUUUACUGGAAAACAAGAAUACUGACUACCAAAUCGUACCACAGUUGAGGCAGUGCUGCUUUUCUGAGCAAUUAUUCAUUCCAGUGACUAAAAUCCAUUUUGCAGAAUGUUCCAAGAGGUUAGAAAUUGGUGUGUAUUAUGUUUUCAGUGAUGGAAUUUAAAGAUUAGUGUGGUAAAAUACCAUUUUUACUGGGAGACUUGAUUUUUAUAAAGAGUAAAAAUAUGGCUGUAUCAAGGUUAUGAACAGAAAUGUGUCUUAAUGCCUAAGGAAGGCAUAUUAGCUACUAUGAAAAAAAUUUUUUUUCUGAAUUUCUAAAAAGAAUUUUCUUUGCUUCUUGGCUUUUCUGAAAGCAAAGGAAGUUCUGUUUUUCCUGUUUCAUGUCAUUUUUGAUUUGUGUAUUUGUGUGAUAACUAAGUUUGGAUCUGGCUGGGAUGGCUCUUCUAGCUUCAAAAACAUCUAUUUUUUACUUUGCACCUUAUAUUUGAUACAUAAAAAAAACAAUGUAUUAUGAAGUCCAGGGAUUUUCAGGUGGUCUGUUGUAAAACGCAAGCACAAGUUUUAUCAGGGUGUUUUCUUUUGUUAGCUUUGCUAUAGCGGCAGGUUAUUCAGUGGUUCUUCCCCCACCCCCUACCCACCCCCCACCAACCCCAUUUCCCCUUUUUCUUAAUCACACCCGCUACUCUUAAGGACAUAAAAUGUUUUCCUAGCUCUAUGCUAAAAGGAAAGGAAGGCCUCCAUUUGGAAGUAAUAUUAAGUUGAAUCCUGACUCUCUUCCCCUUUCUAUUUGUUUGACCUUAGCAAACCAAUCCAGCCAACCUCUUUGAGCUGAUUAUUAACUGAUUUAUAUAUUGAAUGUAAUCAUAACAACAGUGGGGGGUUGUGUUGAGGAUUAAGAGAUACUAUUAAUUAUAUACGUAAAGCUUCCACUACUAUUCCUAGAAUUGUAGGGUAGUAGAAUUUGAGGAUGCUCAGUACAAAGUAGCUGUCAUUAUGUAAAUGUAUGCUUUGUAGAUUAUAAAGUAUGUUGAUGAUAUAAUCUCAUUAAACCUACAAAUCAGUCCUAUGAAUGGUAAGACAGGUAUGUCUGUCCCCAUUUAAAAAAUGAAGAUACUAAAUAAAGCUCAACAGGCUGGUACCAUGGAAAGGAUCCAGUAAAGAA
Messenger RNA from Balaenoptera ricei (Rice's whale), 1955 nucleotides. RefSeq names its product ribulose-5-phosphate-3-epimerase (gene RPE). The record is from RefSeq and is a predicted model, not a curated record. Gene Ontology annotation, molecular function: D-ribulose-phosphate 3-epimerase activity; metal ion binding. Lineage: Eukaryota; Metazoa; Chordata; Mammalia; Artiodactyla; Balaenopteridae. Gene Ontology annotation, biological process: pentose-phosphate shunt; pentose-phosphate shunt, non-oxidative branch; carbohydrate metabolic process. The coding region runs from base 60 to 755 and encodes 231 amino acids. Gene Ontology annotation, cellular component: cytosol. The transcript is spliced from 7 exons.